GUCAGAGUCUCCAGAGUCCAGCUAUCUGUCUAUGAAGAACGACUGGUCUAAGGAUGACCCUCCAGACUCUAGUCCUGAACCUGGACCUUCAGACACACAUAGUCCUGGACGACGAGACAGGAAGAGGACUCCUGGUCCUGAGGUAGACCCAGAGUCCUGUUGUUUGUGUCAGAAGGCCCUGAAUGAUCCAGUCUGGACCAGCUGUGGACACAGGUUCUGCAGACGGUGCAUCACUUCAUACUGGGACCAGUUUGGUUCAUCAGGAGACUCCCCCUGUCCCUACUGUGGAAAAAGAACCAGAACUGGACCACAGAUGGACAUGAAGGUUUUAGAAGAACAUAAGCUCAGUCUGAGGAGCAGAUGUGAACGUGUGACUGAAGGAACCGAUGAAACAGGAAGUAGAACCUGUCUAAACCGGAUCUACACUGAGCUCUACAUCACAGAGGGACAGAGUGAAGACGUUAAUACCCAACAUGAGGUGAGGACGCUGGAGACGGUUUAUAAGAAGAUCAUCCAAGACAAACCCAUCAGGUGUCAGGACAUCUUCAAAGCCCUUCCAGACCAGCAGAACCCCAUCAGAGUGGUUCUGACCAACGGUGUGGCUGGAGUUGGAAAAACCUUCUCGGUGCUGAAGUUCACUCUGGACUGGGCCGAGGGUUUAGAAAACCAGGAUGUCAGUCUGGUGGUUCCGCUGUCCUUCAGAGAGCUGAACCUGGUCAGAGAUGAGCAGUACAGUCUGCUGACGCUGCUCCAUGUUUUCCAUCCAACAUUACAGAAGGUCACAGCAGAGCAGAUCAAUGUCUGCAAACUUCUGUUCAUCUUCGACGGACUGGAUGAAAGCAGACUUUCACUGGAUUUCAACAACUGUGAGGUGGUUUCAGACGUCACACAGAAGAAACCAGUCAACGUCCUGUUGACCAACCUCAUCAAGGGGAACCUGCUUCCAUCAGCUCUCAUCUGGAUAACUUCCAGACCUGCAGCAGCCAAUCAGAUCCCUCCUUCAUGUGUCGACAGGGUAACAGAGGUCCGAGGAUUCACCACUGAUGACCAGAAGGAGGAGUACUUCAAGAAGAGAUCCAGUGAUGAAGAUCUGUCCAAGACAAUCAUCUCACACAUCAAGAAAUCCAGGAGUCUCCACAUCAUGUGUCAAAUCCCAGUCUUCUGCUGGAUCAGUUCUAUGGUUCUGGAGCACAUGUUGACUUCAGACCAGAGAGAAGAGCUGCCCAAGACCCUGACCAACCUGUACUCACACUUCAUCAUGGUCCAGACAAAGAGGAAGAACAAGUACAAACAAGAAGAUGAGACCAGACCAGAGGAGCUGACAGAGGCUGACCGGGAAGUUCUUCUGAAGUUGGGUAGAUUGGCAUUUGAACAACUGAUGGAAGGAAACAUCAUGUUCUAUGAAGAAGACCUGGAGCAGUGUGGUCUGGACGUCACAGAGGCCUUGGUUUACUCUGGAGUUUGUACAGAGAUCUUCAAAACAGAGAGUGUGAUGUUCCAGAAAACAGUCUACACCUUUGUUCACCUGAGUGUUCAGGAGUUUCUGGCUGCAGUCUACAUCUACCACUGUUACACCAACAGGAACUAUCAAGUACUGGAGGGGUUUCUGGAGGAAAGUGAAAUGAAGAAAGAAUAUCCUGGUUUUUUCGUUUAUAAUCCAUAUGCUGAGAAGGAAGAGGAGGAAGUGGAGGAGGAGGGGCAUAUUUCAACACUUAGUAUUUUCCUGAAAAAAGCCCUGAAGAAGUCACUCAAAUGUAAAAAUGGUCACCUGGACCUGUUCAUUCGUUUCCUUCAUGGUCUUUGUCUGGAGUCCAACCAGAGAGUUUUAGGAGAUCUGCUGGGUCCAACAGAGAUCAGUCCAGAAACAAUACAGACAGUCAUCAACAAUUUAAAGAAAAUGAAAACCGAGUACAUCUCUCCUGACAGAAGCAUCAACAUAUUCCACUGUCUGACAGAGAUGAACGACCAAACGGUCCAUCAGGAGAUCCAAGAGUUCCUGAAGUCAGAGAACAGAUCAGCGACGUUUCUGUCUGAGAUCCAGUGUUCGGCUUUGGCCUACAUGCUGCAGAUGUCAGAGGAGGUUCUGGAGGAGUUGGACCCAGGAAAGUACAAGGCAUCACCUCACGGACGAUGGAGACUGAUUCCAGCUGUGAGGAACUGCAGAAAGGCUCAACUCUCUGGCUGUGCACUGUCUGAGGCUCACUGUGAAGUCGUGGCUUCGGCUCUGAUGUCCAGUCCAUCCCAUCUGAGGGAACUGGACCUGAGUGGGAACUCCCUGAAGGAUUCAGGAGUGGCGCUGCUUUGUGUUGGACUUCGGAGUCCAAACUGCAGACUGGAGAUGCUGAGGUUGAGUCGCUGCAGUUUGUCGGAGGUCAGCUGUUCUUCUCUGGCCUCCGCUCUGAAGUCCAAUCCUUCCCAUCUCCAAGAACUGGAACUAAAUGACAACGAAGAUCUGAAAGAUUCAGGAGUGGAGCUACUUUGUGCCGGCCUGGAGAGUCCAAACUGCAGACUGGAGACUCUGAGGUUGAAUGGCUGCAGUUUGUCCGAGGCCAGCAGUGUUCAUCUGACCUCAGCUCUGAAGUCCAAUCCUUCCCAUCUCAGAGUAUUGGACCUGAGUGGAAACAAAGACCUGAAGGAUUCAGGAGUGGAGCUGCUGUGUGCCAGACUUCCCAGACUGGAAUGCAGACUUGAGGCUCUGAGUUUGAGGAGCUGCAGCUUAUCACAGAUCAGCUGUUUCCAUCUGGCCUCUGUCCUGACGGCUAAUCCCUCCCAUCUGAAAGUCCUGGACCUGGGUAGAAACAAAGACCUGAAGGAUUCGGGAGUGGACGUUCUUUGUGCUGGGCUUCAGAGUCCAAACUGCAGACUGGAGAUUCUGAGGUUGGAAGGGUGCACUAUAUCACAGAUCAGCUGUUCUUCUCUGGCCUCGGCUCUGAAAUCCAGUACCUCUGAUCUACGAGAACUGGAUCUAAACUACAACAAAGAACUGAAGGAUUCAGGAGUGGAGCUCCUCUGUGCUGGACUUCAGAGUCCAACCUGCAGACUGGAGACUCUGAAGUUGAGGGACUGUGGACUGUCCCAGAUCAGCUGUUCUUCUCUGGCCUCAGCUCUAAAGUCCAAUCCCUCCCAUCUAAAAGACCUCGAGUUGAGAGGAAACAAAGACCUGACAGAUUCAGGAGUGGAGGUGCUCCGUGAUUUCCUCCAAAGUCCACAUUAUAACCUCCAGACUCUGAGGUUCAAUGACACUAAAGGUAAGACCUUCAUAUUACCUGGAAUCCCAAUGAUUCCGGGUAAAAAAGAGGAGGACACAUCAGAGUCUGCAGAGUCCAGCUGUGGGUCUAUGAGGAGUGACCAGUCCACAGAUCCUGCUCUACACUCUGACAGUGAACCUGGACCUGCAGAGGAAAGGUACCACCACUACUACGACCUUUACAAACCACCUUUAUUUUACAGCUGA
Messenger RNA from Sphaeramia orbicularis (orbiculate cardinalfish), 3454 nucleotides. Its product is annotated as NACHT, LRR and PYD domains-containing protein 12-like. Gene Ontology annotation, molecular function: metal ion binding; protein binding. The transcript has 10 exons. The coding region runs from base 32 to 3454 and encodes 1140 amino acids. Lineage: Eukaryota; Metazoa; Chordata; Actinopteri; Kurtiformes; Apogonidae. The record is from RefSeq and is a predicted model, not a curated record.